This is a messenger RNA of Ramularia collo-cygni, 921 nucleotides long. RefSeq names its product related to gamma hydroxybutyrate dehydrogenase. The record is from RefSeq and is a predicted model, not a curated record. Bases 1 to 921 code for a protein of 306 amino acids. Lineage: Eukaryota; Fungi; Ascomycota; Dothideomycetes; Mycosphaerellales; Mycosphaerellaceae. The transcript has 3 exons. Gene Ontology annotation, molecular function: oxidoreductase activity, acting on the CH-OH group of donors, NAD or NADP as acceptor; NAD binding; NADP binding.
AUGGCACCUCGUCUAGCAUGGAUUGGCCUCGGCAAUAUGGGCCGCGGCAUGGUCAAGAACCUCGUUGAAAAGGGCGAGUACUCUGGACCUGUGAUCAUCUACAACCGCACAGCAUCCCGAGCAGAAAAGCUAAUAUCAACCCUCCCCUCCGGCAAAUCGAAAAUCUCCACCUCAAUCCCCGAAGCCGUCAAAGAAGCCGACAUAAUCCUCUUUUGCGUCUCCAACGACGCAGCAAUCGAAGAAUCCAUCAAAGCCGCCCUGUCAACUCCAGAGUCGAAAGGAAAGCUCUUCGUAGACUGCUCGACCGUCCAUCCAGACACCACAGACAAACUCGCCAAAACCGUCAACGAUGCUGGAGCGGAUUUCGUAGCGUGUCCUGUCUUCGGCGCUCCAGCCAUGGCCGAUGCAGGUCAACUCGUUUGUGUACUUGCAGGUCCCAAGGAGCAAGUCGAUAGAGUUCUGCCUUUCUGUAAAGGGGUGAUGGGAAGAGCGGAGAUCAACUAUUCUGGUCAGCCUCAUGGAGCAGCUUCCAGAUUGAAGAUCAUCGGUAACACGUUCAUCCUUAACAUGGUUGAGACGCUUUCCGAGGGACACGUCUUGGCCGAGAAGAGUGGCCUCGGAGUCGAUAAUCUGCAUGCUUUCAUUGAGACGUUGUUCCCGGGACCGUACACGGCUUAUUCCAACAGGCUUAGAUCCGGGGAUUACUGGAACCGCGAGGAGCCGGCUUUCCAAGCUGCUUUGGCGAGAAAGGAUGCUGGACACGCGAGAAGUCUGGCGGAAAGCUGCGGAGUGACGAUGAAAGGGUURGAGGUCGCUGAUGCGCACUUGAAGGCCGUGAUUGAUCAUGCAGGAGACAAGGGAGACAUUGCUGGUGUCUAUGGCGCCGUGAGGCAGGAGGCUGGACUGAAGUUUGAGAAUUAG